AUAGGAGAGAGCCACACAACUCAAGAGAGCAAGGAAAGACAAACUGCCCGCAGGGUUAUUUUCCAGUGCGUAGGGUUUCUUGUCUGAUUCAUAUCUCAAGCUACACUCGUCCAAAUAAGGUGUGUGUGGUGUCUACAGAAAUAUAUCAAGAUAAGGAAUCCGUGGAGGUUCUGUUUGCAAAAAAAGGGUAGUGGAAGGCUUCCAAAUCAUCGAAGGCAGAAGCUACCUCGCAGAAACGGAUUUGUUUCUUUAAAGUAUCCCGGUUUCCAAGAUGAACGUCAGGGGGCUUGCUGAUUUGAAGAAGAAGUCCUCCAAAAUUCCGAAGGGGGCGGAUGCGGGCACUCAGAAGCCCGCUAGUGACUUUUUCAAGAAGUCCGAGGGCACAUCGACGGUCCCCACUGCUGAUGCCGCCGCCGCCGUGAAGAGGAAGGCCGCGGGCAAGGCUCCCGAGGGGAAGAAGCCCAAAAAGGGAGAUACCAGGAAGAAGGAUCCUCCUGUGGUGAUCGUAGAUGAGCGCUCCGCCUCCGGGACGCAUGUGGAAAUGCCGGUGGCUGAAAUGCCGAUGGGUGUUGGGGA
Molecule: messenger RNA, 576 nt
Organism: Cuscuta europaea
Lineage: Eukaryota; Viridiplantae; Streptophyta; Magnoliopsida; Solanales; Convolvulaceae
Source: the annotation of a GenBank genome assembly